Xiphophorus maculatus (southern platyfish) is the source of this 3387-nucleotide messenger RNA. RefSeq lists its product as uncharacterized. Gene Ontology annotation, cellular component: external side of plasma membrane. NCBI's taxonomy places the organism in Eukaryota, Metazoa, Chordata, Actinopteri, Cyprinodontiformes, Poeciliidae. The coding region runs from base 167 to 2929 and encodes 920 amino acids. The transcript has 11 exons. Gene Ontology annotation, biological process: positive regulation of T cell proliferation; cellular response to lipopolysaccharide; negative regulation of T cell proliferation. The record is from RefSeq and is a predicted model, not a curated record.
UAAUGAAGCUACAUGUCAUCAGGGUUAUUCUGGAUUAAAGACAUUUUCUAAGAAUAAUUUACAUUUUUAAUAAAACUGAGGAGCAGGAUCUAUAUAUAGUUCAGUGUUUUAACAAUCAUUUGUUUCUUCAUAGUUUUGCAGCAAAUGUUUGAUAAUUAGCAGUAAAAUGAUCAGAACCAGGAGAUUCUUGUUUUUAUUAUUUUUACCGUUUGUGUGGGCUGAUAUUAAAGUGUCUGAGACCAGCAUGUCCUGUGUUCUCAACCAGGACUGCAUUUUACCAUGUCGGUUCAGGAACGAGAUUACUGACAUGAGAUGGUUUCUAUAUAAAACAUCGCCUCUGAUUGUAUCAUAUGACCAUCGUGGCUCCAGCUACUCUGAGAGCUUCAGAUCCAGAGCGUCACUGUUUGAGGAUCAGAUCUCCAGAGGAAACGGCGACCUGCUGCUGAGAGGAGUGAAGGUUGAUGAUGAGGGAGAAUAUGAGUGCACUGCAAAGAUAAAUGGCAGCUAUUAUAGACAUUAUAGUGACCUUACAGUAGAAGUUCCAGUCUCUGACAUCAGAAUCCAUCAGGAUGGAAACAGGAUCACCUGCAGCUCAGAGGGGAUCUACCCUCAACCUGAACUCACCUGGUCCACUGAGCCUCCAUCCAACACGACUCUGCAGAACAGAACCACAGUCCAUCAGACUGAGGAGAAGCUUUAUGACAUCAGCAGCUCUCUGACGGUUCCAGACGGUUCUGAUCGGAUCUACAGCUGCACCAUCAGAACCAGGAGGAACCAGAGGAGAGCAACUUUAACUAGAGCAGUGUCUGAGACCAGCAUGUCCUGUGUUCUCAACCAGGACUGCAUUUUACCAUGUCGGAUCAGGAACGAGAUUACCAACAUGAAAUGGGAACGUCAAUAUCCAAGGUCUCUGAUUGUAUCAUAUAACCAUCGAGGCUCCAGAUACUCUGAGAGCUUCAGAUCCAGAGCGUCACUGUUUGAGGAUCAGAUCUCCAGAGGAAACGGCGACCUGCUGCUGAGAGGAGUGAAGGUUGAUGAUGAGGGAGAAUAUGAGUGCACUGCAAAGAUAAAUGGCAGCUAUUAUAGACAUUAUAGUGACCUUACAGUAGAAGCUCCAGUCUCUGACAUCAGAAUCCAUCAGGAUGGAAACAGGAUCACCUGCAGCUCAGAGGGGAUCUACCCUCAACCUGAACUCACCUGGUCCACUGAGCCUCCAUCCAACACGACUCUGCAGAACAGAACCACAGUCCAUCAGACUGAGGAGAAGCUUUAUGACAUCAGCAGCUCUCUGACGGUUCCAGACGGUUCUGAUCGGAUCUACAGCUGCACCAUCAGAACCAGGAGGAACCAGAGGAGAGCAACUUUAACUAGAGCAGUGUCUGAGACCAGCAUGUCCUGUGUUCUCAACCAGGACUGCAUUUUACCAUGUCGGUUCAGGAAUCGGGUCACCAACAUGACAUGGGAGCGUGAAAAAUCUCUGAUUGUAAGUUAUGACCAGGGUAACAUCAGAUACUCUGAGAGCUUCAGAUCCAGAGCGUCACUGUUUGAGGAUCAGAUCUCCAGAGGAAACGGCGACCUGCUGCUGAGAGGAGUGAAGGUUGAUGAUGAGGGAAGAUAUCGGUGUCACGUAUUUACAACUGGGAUCUAUUAUAGACAUUCUGUUGUCCUUGCAGUAGAAGCUCCAGUCUCUACAAUCAACAUCCAUCAGGAUGAAAACAGGAUCAUCUGCAGCUCAGAGGGGAUCUACCCUCAACCUGAACUCUGGUGGGAACAUCGGUUUUCAUCCAACACGACUCUGCAGAACAGAACCACAGUCCAUAAGACUGAGGAGAAGCUUUAUGACAUCAGCAGCUCUCUGACGGUUCCAGAUGAAGAUCCAGGUUUGAUGUACCGCUGCACCAUCAGAACCAGGAAGAACUGGAGGACAGCAUAUCUAAAUGAUCUAGACAUUGUAACCAACAUGCCCUGUGUUAUUAACCAGGACUGCAUUUUACCAUGUCAGUUCAAGAACGAGAUUACUGACAUGAGAUGGGAACGUGUAGAUCCAGAGUUUGUGAUUGUAUCAUAUGACCAUCGUGGCUCCAGCUACUCUGAGAGCUUCAGAUCCAGAGCGUCACUUUUUGAGGAUCAGAUCUCCAGAGGAAACAGCGACCUGCUGCUGAGAGGAGUGAAGGUUGAUGAUGAGGGAGGAUAUGAGUGCACUGCAAAGAUAAAUGGCGUCUAUUAUAGACAUUAUAUUUUCCUUCCAGUAGAAGCUCCAGUCUCUACAUUCAGAAUCCAUCAGGAUGGAAACAGGAUCACCUGCAGCUCAGAGGGGAUCUACCCUCAACCUGAACUCACCUGGUCCACUGAGCCUCCAUCCAACACGACUCUGCAGAACAGAACCACAGUCCAUCAGACUGAGGAGAAGCUUUAUGACAUCAGCAGCUCUCUGACGGUUCCAGACGGUUCUGAUCGGAUCUACAGCUGCACCAUCAGAACUCAGUUGAAGUAUACCGGGACAAAAUGGUGGAGAGCAACUUUAGCUGAACCAGGAGCUGAAGUUACAAUCUGCUGCACAUCUUCAGAUUAUUAUGGAACCAGUUUGGUCUGGAGGUUCAACCACCAUCAGAUCAUCCUGACCAAGACUGACAGAAACAUCUCCAACAUCUCAGAGGAGUGGAGGAAACAUGUGAGGAAUGUUUCAGCGUCCGGCAGCCUCACCUUACAGGAUGUGACCUCAGAUCAGGAGGGAGUUUACAGCUGUGAGCUCAGUGGUGGUGAGGAGACGAUUAUAACUCACCUCUAUCUGAGGAGGACUGGAGAGAAUCUGGUGGUUCCUGAACUCAUCAGACGGACGGUGGUUUGUGUUGUGAUUGCAGCAGCAGCAGCUGGAUUCAUAAUGUUCUACAAGAAGAAAAUGGAGGAAAGUGAAGCUCUGCAGCUUUAACCCUUUCAUUCACAUUCAGAGAGUGGUUUUGUUUUAAUGCCAUUCUCACAUUUUACCCGUCAAGAUGAUUCAUGAGCUUUGAUGUAGUUUCACAAAAUGAUCAGCUCUUCAUGUUCUUCAGGUGAUUCUCAUGUUUGGAGACAUUUCUGUUUUUAUUUUUAUGAUGAUUUCAUCUCCUGCCCAGCAGGGGGCGCAGCUAAAUAUAUUCUUUAUAUUCUACCAGCUAAACUUUCUCAGAACUUUAUCAUUAAAAUGUUUAUUUCUGUAGAAAAUGAAUUUUUUAUACAUCAGUUGCUGACUUAUGAGCUUUUAUGAUUUAUAUGCUUCAUGUAGUUUUACAAUAUUAGUUCUUCAUAUUCUUUAGUUAUUCAUCACAUUUGUACAUAUUUCUGUUUAAUCUAAAUGUGUAGAUUUUACUGUGUUUUCAUCUCCUGCCCAGCAGGGGGCGCAGCUAAAUA